AUGAUAAACUCUACACAGGUUUCAUAUUUCACACUUGGUGCCUACUUUGACACCGGGGUUUUGAAAGAUUUAUAUUUAUUGCUCAUUAUGUCUUUGUAUGUUUUCAUAGUUUUUGCUAAUCUAUUGCUGAUUGUGGUUAUCUGUAUGAACAGGAGCUUACAUGAACCUAUGUACCUUUUCCUGUGCAGCCUGUUUGUAAAUGAACUGUAUGGUAGUACAGGGUUGUUUCCAUUCCUUGUGGUUCAGAUCCUCUCGGACAUUCACACUGUUUCUGCUCCCUUCUGUUUCCUGCAGAUUUUCUGUGUGUAUACUUAUGUGUGCGUAGAAUUUUCUAACUUAGCCGUCAUGUCUUAUGACAGAUAUCUCGCUAUCUGUUAUCCUCUGCAAUAUAACACUCAUAUGACAUCUAAAAAAGUUGCCAUGCUUAUUGCCCUACCAUGGCUAUACUCUUUCCUUACCAUUGUUGUUUUGAUAUCAUUGAUUGUUCCUCUACAGCUGUGUGGGAACAUCAUUGACAAAGUUUACUGUAACAACUACUCUAUUGUGAAACUAGCCUGCUCUGAAACGACAGCCAAUAACAUUUAUGGACUCAUUCUCACUUUUCUCACAGUCUUUGUUCCUUUCAUUAUAAUUCUUUACACUUAUAUGAGGAUACUUAAAGUGUGUUUUUCAGGUUCCAAACAAUCCAGACAGAAAGCUGUCAGUACCUGCACACCUCACCUCGCUUCUCUACUCAACUUUUCUUUCGGUGUUUGCUUUGAAAUAUUACAGAGCAGAUAUGAUACAAAGAGUGUGCACAGUGUACUGAAAACUGUUUUAUCAUUGUACUAUCUGACAUGCCAGCCGCUCUUUAACCCUGUGAUGUACGGACUGAAAAUGUCCAAAAUCUAUAUGUGUUUGAGUUUGGGCUCUAAGAGAGUGGGCUCUAAGAGAGUGGGCACUAAGAGAGUGGGCACUAAGAGAGUGGGCUCUAAGAGAGAGGACACUAAGAGAGUGGGCUCUAAGAGAGUGGGCUCUAAGAGAGUGGGCUCUAAGAGAGUGGGCACUAAGAGAGUGGGCUCUAAGAGAGUGGGCUCUAAGAGAGAGGACACUAAGAGAGUGGGCACUAAGAGAGUGGGCUCUAAGAGUGUGGGCUCUAAGAGAGUGGGCUCUAAGAGAGAGGACACUAAGAGAGUGGGCACUAAGAGAGUGGGCACUAAGAGAGAGGACACUAAGAGAGUCAGUGGACGCCCACAGCAGCAGACUGACGUCAUCGUCAAAGAAACCAAUUACUGA
Messenger RNA from Perca flavescens (yellow perch), 1275 nucleotides. Its product is annotated as olfactory receptor 11A1-like. Gene Ontology annotation, biological process: G protein-coupled receptor signaling pathway; detection of chemical stimulus involved in sensory perception of smell. Gene Ontology annotation, molecular function: olfactory receptor activity; odorant binding; G protein-coupled receptor activity. Lineage: Eukaryota; Metazoa; Chordata; Actinopteri; Perciformes; Percidae. Bases 1 to 1275 code for a protein of 424 amino acids. The transcript has 3 exons. Gene Ontology annotation, cellular component: membrane. The record is from RefSeq and is a predicted model, not a curated record.